Mesorhabditis belari is the source of this 27642-nucleotide messenger RNA. Lineage: Eukaryota; Metazoa; Nematoda; Chromadorea; Rhabditida; Rhabditidae. The record is from the annotation of a GenBank genome assembly.
AUGAGAUCCGAUUUAGACCACCACUACCACCACUACCACCACAACCCGACAACCCGACGACCACCACGACGACUACGACGACAACCACAACUACCACCACAACCACGACGACCACCACUACCACCACCACUACUACCACGACGACGACAACCACAACUACGACGACAACGACAACUACUACCACCACCACCACGACGACUACUACCACCACAACCACGACAACCACGACAACCACAACCACGACGACUACCACGACCACAACAACAACUACGACGACGACAACCACGACGACUACAACGACAACCACUACCACCACGACGACGACAACCACGACGACUACUACCACCACAACCACGACGACUACAACGACCACAACAACCACAACCACGACGACCACCACCACUACCACGACAACCACAACCACGACGUCUACUACGACCACAACCACCACAACCACGACGACUACAACGACCACAACAACCACAACCACGACGACCACCACCACUACCACGACAACCACAACCACGACGUCUACUACGACCACAACCACCACAACCACGACGACUACAACGACCACAACUACAACGACAACCACGACGACCACGACGACAACCACAACAACAACCACCACAACAACCACCACGACGACUACAACCACAACCACCACAACCACAACGACCACCACUACAACCACAACCACGACAACAACAACAACGACAACAACCACCACGACGACUACAACAACCACCACGACGACUACAACAACAACAACGACAACCACUACCACUACAACAACCACCACGACCACCACAACCACAACGACCACAACUACAACGACAACUACGACCACAACCACAACCACAACCACAACAACCACCACCACGACUACAACCACCACAACGACAACCACUACUACUACAACGACAACCACAACAACCACCACGACGACUACAACAACUACAACCACGACAACUACCACAACCACCACAACCACAACGACCACAACCACCACAACCACAACCACGACAACCACAACCACGACAACAACAACCACCACGACAACUACUACUACCACGACCACAACCACCACGACUACAACGACAACCACGACAACAACUACCACUACGACAACCACGACAACCACAACCACCACAACCACCACGACGACUACAACAACCACAACGACAACCACAACAACAACCACCACAACAACCACCACGACGACUACAACAACUACAACCACAACCACCACAACCACCACAACCACAACGACCACCACUACAACUACAACCACAACUACAACCACGACUACCACGACUACAACGACAACAACUACUACAACUACCACCACAACUACAACGACAACCACGACAACAACCACCACGACGACUACCACCACAACAACGACAACCACGACUACCACAACUACAACGACAACGACCACCACGACAACAACAACUACGACUACUACAACAACCACGACUACCACAACCACAACGACAACAACCACAACGACAACAACUACAACGACUACAACAACUACAACGACGACGACAACCACGACCACCACAACAACCACCACGACAACUACAACGACAACAACGACAACAACCACAACAACCACAACCACGACCACAACCACGACAACAACAACCACCACGACAACCACUACCACUACAACGACAACCACAACAACCACCACGACAACUACAACAACUACAACGACAACCACGACUACUACAACCACAACGACAACAACCACAACGACAACAACUACCACGACUACUACAACCACAACGACAACAACCACAACGACAACAACUACAACUACAACGACAACAACUACUACAACAACGACAACAACUACUACAACUACCACCACCACGACAACAACCACCACGACGACUACAACCACAACAACGACAACCACGACUACCACAACUACAACGACAACGACCACAACGACAACAACUACUACAACUACCACCACAACGACAACGACAACCACGACAACCACCACGACGACUACGACAACUACAACCACAACCACUACAACAACGACAACCACGACAACUACCACAACUACUACAACAACGACCACAACAACAACAACUACUACUACCACUACAACAACCACGACGACUACUACCACCACUACCACCACUACCACCACAACCACGACAACCACGACGACCACCACGACGACUACGACGACAACCACAACUACCACCACAACCACGACGACCACCACUACCACCACCACUACUACCACGACGACGACAACCACAACUACGACGACAACGACAACUACUACCACCACCACCACGACGACUACUACCACCACAACCACGACAACCACGACAACCACAACCACGACGACUACCACGACCACAACAACAACUACGACGACGACAACCACGACGACUACAACGACAACCACUACCACCACGACGACGACAACCACGACGACUACUACCACCACAACCACGACGACUACAACGACCACAACAACCACAACCACGACGACCACCACCACUACCACGACAACCACAACCACGACGUCUACUACGACCACAACCACCACAACCACGACGACUACAACGACCACAACAACCACAACCACGACGACCACCACCACUACCACGACAACCACAACCACGACGUCUACUACGACCACAACCACCACAACCACGACGACUACAACGACCACAACUACAACGACAACCACGACGACUACGACGACAACCACAACUACAACGACAACCACAACUACUACGACUACCACAACUACGACGACAACCACAACUACUACGACCACCACAACCACGACGACUACUACGACCACAACCACCACAACCACGACGACUACAACGACCACAACUACAACGACAACCACGACGACUACGACGACAACCACAACUACAACGACAACCACAACUACUACGACUACCACAACUACUACGACUACCACAACCACGACGACUACUACGACCACAACCACCACAACCACGACGACUACAACGACCACAACAACGACAACCACGACGACCACCACUACUACCACGACGACAACCACGACGACUACGACGACAACCACAACUACAACGACAACCACAACUACUACGACAACCACAACUACUACGACUACCACAACCACGACGACUACCACAACCACGACGACUACUACGACCACAACCACCACAACCACGACUACGACGACAACCACAACUACAACGACAACCACAACUACUACGACUACCACAACUACGACGACAACCACAACUACUACGACAACCACAACUACUACGACCACCACAACCACGACGACUACUACGACCACAACCACCACAACCACGACGACUACAACGACCACAACUACAACGACAACCACGACGACUACGACGACAACCACAACUACAACGACAACCACAACUACUACGACUACCACCACUACUACGACUACCACAACUACUACGACUACCACAACUACUACGACUACCACAACCACAACGACUACUACGACCACAACCACCACAACCACGACGACUACAACGACCACAACAACGACAACCACGACGACCACCACUACUACCACGACGACAACCACGACGACUACGACGACAACCACAACUACAACGACAACCACAACUACUACGACAACCACAACUACUACGACUACCACAACCACGACGACUACUACGACCACAACCACCACAACCACGACUACGACGACAACCACAACUACAACGACAACCACAACUACUACGACUACCACAACUACUACGACUACCACAACCACGACGACUACUACGACCACAACCACCACAACCACGACGACUACAACGACCACAACAACGACAACCACGACGACCACCACUACUACCACGACGACAACCACGACGACUACGACGACAACCACAACUACAACGACAACCACAACUACUACGACAACCACAACUACUACGACUACCACAACCACGACGACUACUACGACCACAACCACCACAACCACGACUACGACGACAACCACAACUACAACGACAACCACAACUACUACGACUACCACAACUACUACGACUACCACAACUACUACGACUACCACAACCACGACGACUACUACGACCACAACCACCACAACCACGACGACUACAACGACCACAACAACGACAACCACGACGACCACCACUACUACCACGACGACAACCACGACGACUACGACGACAACCACAACUACAACGACAACCACAACUACUACGACAACCACAACUACUACGACUACCACAACCACGACGACUACUACGACCACAACCACCACAACCACGACUACGACGACAACCACAACUACAACGACAACCACAACUACUACGACUACCACAACUACGACGACAACCACAACUACUACGACAACCACAACUACUACGACCACCACAACCACGACGACUACAACGACCACAACUACAACGACAACUACGACGACUACGACGACAACCACAACUACAACGACAACCACAACUACAACGACAACCACAACUACUACGACUACCACAACUACGACGACAACCACAACUACUACGACAACCACAACUACUACGACCACCACAACCACGACGACUACUACGACCACAACCACCACAACCACGACGACUACAACGACCACAACUACAACGACAACCACGACGACUACGACGACAACCACAACUACUACGACAACUACUACGACUACCACAACCACGACGACUACUACGACCACAACCACCACAACCACGACGACUACAACGACCACAACAACGACAACCACGACGACCACCACUACUACCACGACGACAACCACGACGACUACGACGACAACCACAACUACAACGACAACCACAACUACUACGACAACCACAACUACUACGACCACCACAACCACGACGACUACUACGACCACAACCACCACAACCACGACGACUACAACGACCACAACUACAACGACAACCACGACGACUACGACGACAACCACAACUACAACGACAACCACAACUACUACGACUACCACAACUACUACGACUACCACAACCACGACGACUACUACGACCACAACCACCACAACCACGACGACUACAACGACCACAACAACGACAACCACGACGACCACCACUACUACCACGACGACAACCACGACGACUACGACGACAACCACAACUACAACGACAACCACAACUACUACGACAACCACAACUACUACGACUACCACAACCACGACGACUACUACGACCACAACCACCACAACCACGACGACUACAACGACCACAACUACAACGACAACCACGACGACUACGACGACAACCACAACUACAACGACAACCACAACUACAACGACAACCACAACUACUACGACCACCACAACCACGACGACUACAACGACCACAACUACAACGACAACUACGACGACUACGACGACAACCACAACUACAACGACAACCACAACUACAACGACAACCACAACUACAACGACAACCACAACUACAACGACAACCACAACUACUACGACAACCACAACUACUACGACCACCACAACCACGACGACUACUACGACCACAACCACCACAACCACGACGACUACAACGACCACAACUACAACGACAACCACGACGACUACGACGACAACCACAACUACUACGACAACUACUACGACUACCACAACCACGACGACUACUACGACCACAACCACCACAACCACGACGACUACAACGACCACAACAACGACAACCACGACGACCACCACUACUACCACGACGACAACCACGACGACUACGACGACAACCACAACUACAACGACAACCACAACUACUACGACAACCACAACUACUACGACCACCACAACCACGACGACUACUACGACCACAACCACCACAACCACGACGACUACAACGACCACAACUACAACGACCACAACUACAACGACAACCACGACGACUACGACGACAACCACAACUACAACGACAACCACAACUACUACGACCACCACAACCACGACGACUACUACGACCACAACCACCACAACCACGACGACUACAACGACCACAACUACAACGACAACCACGACGACUACGACGACAACCACAACUACAACGACAACCACAACUACUACGACUACCACAACUACUACGACUACCACAACCCGACGACUACUGUAAACGACCACAACCACCACAACCACGACGACUACAACGACCACAACAACGACAACCACGACGACCACCACUACUACCACGACGACAACCACGACGACUACGACCACAACCACAACUACUACGACAACCACAACUACUACGACAACCACAACUACUACGACUACCACAACCACGACGACUACUACGACCACAACCACCACAACCACGACUACGACGACAACCACAACUACAACGACAACCACAACUACUACGACUACCACAACUACGACGACAACCACAACUACUACGACAACCACAACUACUACGACCACCACAACCACGACGACUACUACGACCACAACCACCACAACCACGACGACUACAACGACCACAACUACAACGACAACCACGACGACUACGACGACAACCACAACUACAACGACAACCACAACUACUACGACUACCACAACUACUACGACUACCACAACCACAACGACUACUACGACCACAACCACCACAACCACGACGACUACAACGACCACAACAACGACAACCACGACGACCACCACUACUACCACGACGACAACCACGACGACUACGACGACAACCACAACUACAACGACAACCACAACUACUACGACCACCACAACCACGACGACUACUACGACCACAACCACCACAACUACCACAACAACGACAACCACAACUACAACGACAACCACAACUACUACGACCACCACAACCACGACGACUACAACGACCACAACUACAACGACAACUACGACGACUACGACGACAACCACAACUACAACCACAACCACAACUACAACUACAACGACAACCACAACUACUACGACCACCACAACCCGACGACUACAACGACCACAACUACAACGACAACUACACACUAAGACAACCACAACUACAACGACAACCACAACUACAACGACAACCACAAUACAACGACAACCACAACUACUACGACAACCACAACUACUACGACCACCACAACCACGACGACUACUGUAAACGACCACAACCACCACAACCACGACGACUACAACGACCACAACUACAACGACAACCACGACGACUACGACGACAACCACAACUACAACGACAACCACAACUACAACGACAACCACAACUACAACGACAACCACAACUACUACGACAACCACAACUACUACGACCACCACAACCACGACGACUACUACGACCACAACCACCACAACCACGACGACUACGACGACCACAACUACAACGACGACCACAACUACUACGACUACCACAACUACUACGACAACCACAACUACUACGACAACCACAACUACUACGACUACCACAACCACGACGACUACUACGACCACAACCACCACAACCACGACGACUACAACGACCACAACUACAACGACAACCACGACGACUACGACGACAACCACAACCACCACAACCACGACAACAACGACGACCACAACAACGACAACCACGACGACCACCACUACUACCACGACGACUACGACGACAACCACAACUACAACGACAACCACAACUACCACGACCACCACAACCACGACGACUACUACGACCACAACCACCACAACCACGACGACUACAACGACCACAACUACAACGACAACCACGACGACUACGACGACAACCACAACUACAACGACAACCACAACUACUACGACCACCACAACCACGACGACUACUACGACCACAACCACCACAACCACGACGACUACAACGACCACAACAACGACAACCACGACGACCACCACUACUACCACGACGACAACCACGACGACUACGACGACAACCACAACUACAACGACAACCACAACUACCACGACUACUACAACCACGACGACUACUACGACCACAACCACCACAACGACGACGACUACAACGACCACAACAACGACGACCACCACCACUACCACGACGACAACCACGACGACUACGACGACAACCACAACUACAACGACAACCACAACUACCACGACCACCACAACCACGACGACUACUACGACCACAACCACCACAACCACGACGACUACAACGACCACAACUACAACGACAACCACGACGACUACGACGACAACCACAACUACAACGACAACCACAACUACUACGACUACCACAACUACGACGACAACCACAACUACUACGACAACCACAACUACUACGACCACCACAACCACGACGACUACUACACCACAACCACCACAACCGACUACAACGACCACAACUACAACGACGACCACAACGACUACGACGACAACCACAACUACUACGACAACCACAACUACUACGACAACCACAACUACAACGACAACGACAACCACCACAACCACGACAACAACGACGACCACAACAACGACAACCACGACGACCACCACUACUACCACGACGACUACGACGACAACCACAACUACAACGACAACCACAACUACUACGACUACCACAACUACUACGACAACCACAACUACUACGACAACCACAACUACUACGACUACCACAACCACGACGACUACUACGACCACAACCACCACAACCACGACGACUACAACGACCACAACUACAACGACGACCACAACGACUACGACGACAACCACAACCACUACGACAACCACAACUACUACGACAACCACAACUACUACGACCACCACAACCACGACGACUACUACGACCACAACCACCACAACCACGACGACUACAACGACCACAACAACGACAACCACGACGACCACCACUACUACCACGACGACAACCACGACGACUACGACGACAACCACAACUACUACGACAACCACAACUACUACGACCACCACAACCACGACGACUACUACGACCACAACCACCACAACCACGACGACUACAACGACCACAACUACGACGACUACGACGACAACCACAACUACAACGACAACUACUACGACUACCACAACCACGACAACAACGACGACCACAACAACGACAACCACGACGACCACCACUACUACCACGACGACAACCACGACGACUACGACGACAACCACAACUACUACGACCACCACAACCACGACGACUACUACGACCACAACCACCACAACCACGACGACUACAACGACCACAACAACGACAACCACGACGACCACCACUACUACCACGACGACAACCACGACGACUACGACUACAACCACAACUACAACGACAACCACAACUACCACGACUACUACAACCACGACGACUACUACCACCACAACCACGACGACCACAACAACGACAACCACGACGACCACCACUACUACCACGACGACAACCACGACGACUACGACGACAACCACAACUACAACGACAACCUCAACUACUACGACUACCACAACCACGACAACUACUACCACCACAACCACCACAACCACGACAACCACCACUACUACCACGACGACCACCACCACUACCACGACGACCACAACGACCACUACCACUACAACCACAACUACCACAACCACAACGACAACCACCACGACUACGACGACAACCACAACCACAACGACAACCACAACUACUACGACUACCACAACGACGACGACUACUACCACCACAACCACCACAACCACGACGACUACAACGACCACAACAACGACAACCACCACCACGACCACCACCACUACCACGACGACGACAACCCGACCCACUACAACGACAACCCACGACUACGACGACAACCACAACUACUACGACACGACUACGACUACCACAACGACGACGACUACUACCACCACAACCACCACAACCACGACGACUACAACGACCACAACAACGACAACCACCACGACCACCACUACUACCACGACGACCACCACCACUACCACGACGACCACUACCACUACAACCACAACGACCACAACCACAACGACAACCACCACGACUACGACGACAACCACAACCACAACCACAACGACAACCACAACUACUACGACUACCACAACGACGACGACUACUACCACCACAACCACGACGACCACAACGACCACAACCACCACAACCACGACGACCACAACGACCACAACAACGACAACCACCACGACCACCACUACUACCACGACGACUACAACCACAACGACCACAACUACAACGACAACCACGACGACAACGACGACAACCACAACUACAACGACAACCACAACUACUACGACUACCACUACCACGACGACUACUACCACCACUACCACGACGACCACAACGACCACAACCACCACAACCACGACGACUACAACGACCACAACAACGACAACCACCACGACCACCACUACUACCACGACGACUACAACCACAACGACCACAACUACAACGACAACCACGACGACUACGACGACAACCACGACUACAACGACAACCACAACUACUACGACUACCACAACCACGACGACUACUACCACCACAACCACCACAACCACCACAACCACGACGACUACAACCACGACGACUACGACGACAACCACGACUACAACGACAACCACAACUACUACGACUACCACAACCACGACGACUACUACGACCACAACCACGACAACCACCACAACCACGUCGACUACAACGACCACAACAACGACAACCACCACCACGACCACCACUACUACCACGACGACGACAACCACGACGACUACGACGACAACCACGACUACAACGACAACCACAACUACUACGACUACCACAACCACGACGACCACUACCACCACAACCACCACAACCACCACAACCACCACAACCACCACAACCACCACAACCACGACGACUACAACGACCACAACAACGACAACCACCACCACGACCACCACUACUACCACGACGACUACGACGACAACCACAACUACAACGACAACCACAACUACUACGACUACCACAACCACGACGACUACUACGACCACAACCACCACAACCACGACGACUACAACGACCACAACAACGACAACCACCACGACCACCACUCCACCACUACAACGACAACCACCACGACUACGACGACAACCACAACUACAACGACAACCACAACUACUACGACUACCACAACCACGACGACUACUCUCCCAUUCAGACCACCACAACCACCACCACAACCACCACACAACCACACGACCACAACACAACGACAACCACCACGACUACACGACAACCACAACCACAACCACCACGACCACCACUACUACCACGACGACCACCACCACCACCACCACGACGACCACAACGACCACUACCACUACAACCACAACGACCACAACCACAACGACAACCACCACGACUACGACGACAACCACAACUACUACGACUACCACAACCACGACGACUACUACCACCACAACCACGACGACCACAACAACGACAACCACGACGACCACCACUACUACCACGACGACCACCACCACUACCACGACGACCACAACGACCACUACCACUACAACCACAACGACCACAACCACAACGACAACCACCACGACUACGACGACAACCACAACUACUACGACUACCACAACCACGACGACUACUACCACCACAACCACCACAACCACGACGACUACAACGACCACAACAACGACAACCACCACGACCACCACUACUACCACGACGACCACCACCAACCACUACAACCACCGACCACAACCACAACGACAACCACCACGACUACGACGACAACCACAACUACAACGACAACCACAACUACUACGACUACCACAACCACGACGACUACUGUAAACGACCACAACCACCACAACCACCACAACCACGACGACUACAACGACCACAACAACGACAACCACCACCACGACCACCACUACUACCACGACGACGACAACCACGACGACUACGACGACAACCACGACUACAACGACAACCACAACUACUACGACUACCACAACCACGACGACCACUACCACCACAACCACCACAACCACCACAACCACGACGACUACAACGACCACAACAACGACAACCACCACCACGACCACCACUACUACCACGACGACGACAACCACGACGACUACGACGACAACCACAACUACAACGACAACCACAACUACUACGACUACCACAACCACGACGACUACUACGACCACAACCACCACAACCACGACGACCACAACAACGACAACCACGACAACCACCACUACUACCACGACGACCACCACCACUACCACGACGACCACAACGACCACUACCACUACAACCACAACGACCACAACCACAACGACAACCACCACGACUACGACGACAACCACAACCACAACGACAACCACAACUACUACGACUACCACAACCACGACGACUACUACCACCACAACCACCACAACCACCACAACCACCACAACCACCACAACCACCACAACCACCACAACCACGACGACUACAACGACCACAACAACGACAACCACCACGACCACCACUACUACCACGACGACCACAACGACCAUACCACUACAACCACAACGACCACAACUACAACGACAACCACCACGACUACGACGACAACCACAACUACCACGACAACCACAACUACUACGACUACCACAACCACGACGACUACUACGACCACAACCACCACAACCACCACAACCACGACGACUACAACGACCACAACAACGACAACCACCACCACGACCACCACUACUACCACGACGACGACAACCACGACGACUACGACGACACCACACACACACAACCACACACAACCACAACGACGACGACUACUACCACCACAACCACCACAACCACGACGACUACAACGACCACAACCACGACAACCACCACGACCACCACUACUACCACCCAACGACCACAACCACUACAACCACAACGACCACAACCACAACGACAACCACCACGACCACGACGACAACCACAACUACAACGACAACCACAACUACUACGACUACCACAACCACGACGACUACUACGACCACAACCACCACAACCACCACAACCACGACGACUACAACGACCACAACAACGACAACCACCACCACGACCACCACUACUACCACGACGACGACAACCACGACGACUACGACGACAACCACGACUACAACGACAACCACAACUACUACGACUACCACAACCACGACGACCACUACCACCACAACCACCACAACCACCACAACCACCACAACCACCACAACCACGACGACUACAACGACCACAACAACGACAACCACCACCACGACCACCACUACUACCACGACGACGACAACCACGACGACUACGACGACAACCACAACUACAACGACAACCACAACUACUACGACUACCACAACCACGACGACUACUACGACCACAACCACCACAACCACGACGACCACAACAACGACAACCACGACAACCACCACUACUACCACGACGACCACCACCACUACCACGACGACCACAACGACCACUACCACUACAACCACAACGACCACAACCACAACGACAACCACCACGACUACGACGACAACCACAACUACUACGACUACCACAACCACGACGACUACUACGACCACAACCACCACAACCACAACGACCACAACAACGACAACCACCACGACCACCACAACUACAACGACAACCACCACGACUACGACGACAACCACAACUACAACGACAACCACAACUACUACGACUACCACAACGACGACGACUACUACCACCACAACCACGACGACCACAACAACGACAACCACGACGACCACCACCACUACCACGACGACCACCACCACUACCACGACGACCACAACGACCACUACCACUACAACCACAACGACCACAACCACAACGACAACCACCACGACUACGACGACAACCACAACCACAACGACAACCACAACUACUACGACUACCACAACGACGACGACUACUACCACCACAACCACCACAACCACGACGACUACAACGACCACAACAACGACAACCACCACGACCACCACUACUACCACGACGACCACAACGACCACUACCACUACAACCACAACGACCACAACUACAACGACAACCACCACGACUACGACGACAACCACAACUACCACGACAACCACAACUACUACGACUACCACAAGCACGACGACUACUACGACCACAACCACCACAACCACCACAACCACGACGACUACAACGACCACAACAACGACAACCACCACCACGACCACCACUACUACCACGACGACGACAACCACGACGACUACGACGACAACCACAACGACGACGACUACUACCACCACAACCACCACAACCACGACGACUACAACGACCACAACAACGACAACCACCACGACCACCACUACUACCACAACCACUACAACCACAACGACCACAACCACAACGACAACCACCACGACUACGACGACAACCACAACUACAACGACAACCACAACUACUACGACUACCACAACCACGACGACUACUACGACCACAACCACCACAACCACCACAACCACGACGACUACAACGACCACAACAACGACAACCACCACCACGACCACCACUACUACCACGACGACGACAACCACGACGACUACGACGACAACCACGACUACAACGACAACCACAACUACUACGACUACCACAACCACGACGACCACUACCACCACAACCACCACAACCACCACAACCACCACAACCACGACGACUACAACGACCACAACAACGACAACCACCACCACGACCACCACUACUACCACGACGACGACAACCACGACGACUACGACGACAACCACAACUACAACGACAACCACAACUACUACGACUACCACAACCACGACGACUACUACCACCACAACCACCACAACCACCACAACCACCACAACCACGACGACCACAACAACGACAACCACCACCACGACCACCACUACUACCACGACGACGACAACCACGACGACUACGACGACAACCACGACUACAACGACAACCACAACUACUACGACUACCACAACCACGACGACCACUACCACCACAACCACCACAACCACCACAACCACCACAACCACCACAACCACGACGACUACAACGACCACAACAACGACAACCACCACCACGACCACCACUACUACCACGACGACGACAACCACGACGACUACGACGACAACCACAACUACAACGACAACCACAACUACUACGACUACCACAACCACGACGACCACUACCACCACUACCACGACCACCACUACUACCACGACGACUACAACCACAACGACCACAACUACAACGACAACCACGACGACUACGACGACAACCACAACUACUACGACUACUACCACCACAACCACGACGACCACAACAACGACAACCACGACGACCACCACUACUACCACGACGACCACGACCACUACCACUACAACCACAACGACCACAACUACAACGACAACCACCACGACUACGACGACAACCACCACGACUACGACGACAACCACAACCACAACCACAACGACAACCACAACUACUACGACUACCACAACGACGACGACUACUACCACCACUACCACGACGACCACAACGACCACUACCACUACAACCACAACGACCACAACAACGACAACCACCACGACGACCACUACUACCACGACGACUACAACGACCACUACUACUACAACCACAACGACCACAACUACAACGACAACCACGACGACAACGACGACAACCACAACUACAACGACAACCACAACUACUACGACUACCACUACCACGACGACUACUACCACCACAACCACGACGACCACAACAACGACAACCACGACGACCACCACUACUACCACGACGACCACGACCACUACCACUACAACCACAACGACCACAACUACAACGACAACCACCACGACUACGACGACAACCACCACGACUACGACGACAACCACAACCACAACCACAACGACAACCACAACUACUACGACUACCACAACGACGACGACUACUACCACCACUACCACGACGACCACAACGACCACUACCACUACAACCACAACGACCACAACAACGACAACCACCACGACGACCACUACUACCACGACGACUACAACGACCACUACUACUACAACCACAACGACCACAACUACAACGACAACCACGACGACAACGACGACAACCACAACUACAACGACAACCACAACUACUACGACUACCACUACCACGACGACUACUACCACCACUACCACGACCACCACUACUACCACGACGACUACAACCACAACGACCACAACUACAACGACAACCACGACGACUACGACGACAACCACAACUACUACGACUACUACCACCACAACCACGACGACCACAACAACGACAACCACGACGACCACCACUACUACCACGACGACCACGACCACUACCACUACAACCACAACGACCACAACUACAACGACAACCACCACGACUACGACGACAACCACCACGACUACGACGACAACCACAACCACAACCACAACGACAACCACAACUACUACGACUACCACAACGACGACGACUACUACCACCACUACCACGACGACCACAACGACCACUACCACUACAACCACAACGACCACAACGACCACAACAACGACAACCACCACGACGACCACUACUACCACGACGACUACAACGACCACUACUACUACAACCACAACGACCACAACUACAACGACAACCACCACGACUACGACGACAACCACAACCACAACGACAACCACAACUACUACGACUACCACAACGACGACGACUACUACCACCACAACCACCACAACCACCACAACCACCACAACCACGACGACCACAACAACGACAACCACCACCACGACCACCACUACUACCACGACGACGACAACCACGACGACUACGACGACAACCACAACUACAACGACAACCACAACUACUACGACUACCACAACCACGACGACCACUACCACCACAACCACCACAACCACCACAACCACCACAACCACCACAACCACGACGACUACAACGACCACAACAACGACAACCACCACCACGACCACCACUACUACCACGACGACGACAACCACGACGACUACGACGACAACCACAACUACAACGACAACCACAACUACUACGACUACCACAACCACGACGACCACUACCACCACUACCACGACCACCACUACUACCACGACGACUACAACCACAACGACCACAACUACAACGACAACCACGACGACUACGACGACAACCACAACUACUACGACUACUACCACCACAACCACGACGACCACAACAACGACAACCACGACGACCACCACUACUACCACGACGACCACGACCACUACCACUACAACCACAACGACCACAACUACAACGACAACCACCACGACUACGACGACAACCACCACGACUACGACGAAACCACAACCACAACCACAACGACAACCACAACUACUACGACUACCACAACGACGACGACUACUGUAAACCACCACUACCACGACCACCACUACUACCACGACGACUACAACCACAACGACCACAACUACAACGACAACCACGACGACUACGACGACAACCACAACUACUACGACUACUACCACCACAACCACGACGACCACAACAACGACAACCACGACGACCACCACUACUACCACGACGACCACGACCACUACCACUACAACCACAACGACCACAACUACAACGACAACCACCACGACUACGACGACAACCACCACGACUACGACGACAACCACAACCACAACCACAACGACAACCACAACUACUACGACUACCACAACGACGACGACUACUACCACCACUACCACGACGACCACAACGACCACUACCACUACAACCACAACGACCACAACGACCACAACAACGACAACCACCACGACGACCACUACUACCACGACGACUACAACGACCACUACUACUACAACCACAACGACCACAACUACAACGACAACCACGACGACAACGACGACAACCACAACUACAACGACAACCACAACUACUACGACUACCACAACGACGACGACUACUACCACCACAACCACCACAACCACGACGACUACAACGACCACAACAACGACAACCACCACCACCACGACCACCACUACUACCACGACGACGACAACCACGACGACUACGACGACAACCACAACUACAACGACAACUACAACUACUACGACUACCACAACCACGACGACCACUACGACCACAACCACCACAACCACGACGACUACAACGACCACAACAACGACAACCACCACGACCACCACUACUACCACGACGACCACAACGACCACGACGACUACAACCACAACGACCACAACUACAACGACAACCACGACGACUACGACGACAACCACAACUACUACGACUACGACAACCACAACUACUACGACUACCACAACGACGACGACUACUACCACCACAACCACGACGACCACAACAACGACAACCACGACGACCACCACUACUACCACGACGACCACCACUACGACCACGACGACUACAACGACCACUACCACUACAACCACAACGACCACAACUACAACGACAACCACCACGACUACGACGACAACCACAACCACAACCACAACGACAACCACAACUACUACGACUACCACAACGACGACGACUACUACCACCACAACUACCACAACCACCACAACCACCACAACCACGACGACUACAACGACCACAACAACAACGACAACCACCACGACCACCACUACGACCACGACGACUACAACGACCACUACCACUACAACCACAACGACCACAACUACAACGACAACCACCACGACUACGACGACAACCACAACCACAACCACAACGACAACCACAACUACUACGACUACCACAACGACGACGACUACUACCACCACAACCACCACAACCACGACGACUACAACGACCACAACAACGACAACCACCACCACCACGACCACCACUACUACCACGACGACGACAACCACGACGACUACGACGACAACCACGACUACAACGACAACCACAACUACUACGACUACCACAACCACGACGACCACUACGACCACAACCACCACAACCACGACGACUACAACGACCACAACAACGACAACCACCACGACCACCACUACUACCACGACGACCACAACGACCACGACGACUACAACCACAACGACCACAACUACAACGACAACCACGACGACUACGACGACAACCACAACUACUACGACUACGACUACCACAACGACGACGACUACCACAACGACGACGACUACUACCACCACAACCACGACGACCACAACAACGACAACCACGACGACCACCACUACUACCACGACGACCACCACUACGACCACGACGACUACAACGACCACUACCACUACAACCACAACGACCACAACUACAACGACAACCACCACGACUACGACGACAACCACAACCACAACCACAACGACAACCACAACUACUACGACUACCACAACGACGACGACUACUACCACCACAACCACCACAACCACGACGACUACAACGACCACAACAACGACAACCACCACCACGACCACCACUACUACCACGACGACGACAACCACGACGACUACGACGACAACCACGACUACAACGACAACCACAACUACUACGACUACCACAACGACGACGACUACUACCACCACAACCACCACAACCACGACGACUACAACCACGACGACUACGACGACAACCACGACUACAACGACAACUACAACUACUACGACUACCACAACGACCACUACCACAACGACAACCACCACGACUACGACGACAACCACAACCACAACGACAACCACAACUACUACGACUACCACAACGACGACGACUACUACCACCACUACCACGACCACCACUACUACCACGACGACUACAACCACAACGACCACAACUACUACGACUACGACUACCACAACGACGACGACUACUACCACCACAACCACGACGACCACAACAACGACAACCACGACGACCACCACUACUACCACGACGACCACGACCACUACCACUACAACCACAACGACCACAACUACAACGACAACCACGACGACAACGACGACAACCACAACUACAACGACAACCACAACUACUACGACUACCACUACCACGACGACUACUACGACCACAACCACCACAACCACCACAACCACCACAACCACCACAACCACCACAACCACGACGACUACAACGACCACAACAACGACAACCACCACCACGACCACCACUACUACCACGACGACGACAACCACGACGACUACGACGACAACCACGACUACAACGACAACCACAACUACUACGACUACCACAACCACGACGACCACUACCACCACAACCACCACAACCACCACAACCACCACAACCACCACAACCACCACAACCACGACGACUACAACGACCACAACAACGACAACCACCACCACGACCACCACUACUACCACGACGACGACAACCACGACGACUACGACGACAACCACAACUACAACGACAACCACAACUACUACGACUACCACAACGACGACGACUACUACGACCACAACCACCACAACCACGACGACCACAACAACGACAACCACCACGACCACCACUACUACCACGACGACCACAACGACCACUACCACUACAACCACAACGACCACAACUACAACGACAACCACCACGACUACGACGACAACCACAACUACAACGACAACCACAACUACUACGACUACCACAACCACGACGACUACUACCACCACUACCACGACCACCACUACUACCACGACGACUACAACCACAACGACCACAACUACAACGACAACCACGACGACUACGACGACAACCACAACUACUACGACAACCACAACUACUACGACUACCACAACGACGACGACUACUACCACCACAACCACGACGACCACCACUACUACCACGACGACCACGACCACUACCACUACAACCACAACGACCACAACUACAACGACAACCACCACGACUACGACGACAACCACCACGACUACGACGACAACCACAACCACAACCACAACGACAACCACAACUACUACGACUACCACAACCACGACGACUACUACCACCACUACCACGACGACCACAACGACCACUACCACUACAACCACAACGACCACAACGACCACAACAACGACAACCACCACGACGACCACUACUACCACGACGACUGACCACUACCACUACAACCAAACGACCACAACUACAACGACAACCACGACGACAACGACGACAACCACAACUACAACGACAACCACAACUACUACGACUACCACUACCACGACGACUACUACCACCACAACUACCACAACCACCACAACCACCACAACCACGACGACUACAACGACCAACACCACCACGACCACCACUACGACCACGACGACUACAACGACCACUACCACUACAACCACAACGACCACAACUACAACGACAACCACCACGACUACGACGACAACCACAACCACAACCACAACGACAACCACAACUACUACGACUACCACAACCACGACGACUACUACCACCACAACCACCACAACCACGACGACUACAACGACCACAACAACGACAACCACCACGACCACCACUACUACCACGACGACUACAACGACCACUACUACUACAACGACCACUACUACUACAACCACAACGACCACAACUACAACGACAACCACCACGACAACGACGACAACCACAACUACAACGACAACCACAACUACUACGACUACCACUACCACGACGACUACUACCACCACGACCACCACAACCACGACGACUACAACGACCACAACAACGACGACCACCACCACGACCACCACUACUACCACGACGACCACAACCACGACGACUACGACGACAACCACGACUACAACGACAACCACAACUACUACGACUACCACAACCACGACGACCACUACCACCACAACCACCACAACCACGACGACUACAACGACCACAACAACGACAACAACGACAACCACGACGACCACCACUACUACCACGACGACGACAACCACUACUACCACGACGACUACAACGACCACAACUACAACGACAACCACAACUACUACGACUACCACAACCACGACGACUACUACGACCACAACCACCACAACCACGACGACUACAACGACCACAACAACGACAACAACGACAACCACGACGACCACCACUACCACCACGACGACCACUACUACUACAACGACAACCACAACUACAACGACAACAACAACUACUACGACUACUACUACGACCACAACAACUACAACAACCACUACAACGACCACCACAACAACGACGACCACCACCACCACCACGACCACGACCACGACAACAACGACCACAACAACGACCACAACAACAACGACCACAACGACAACGACCACCACAACCACUACCACAACAACUACUACGACAACCACGAAUACCACAACAACCACUACGACUACAACGACAACCACAACAACUACGACCACAACAACGACAACAACGACUACCACGACUACCACCACCACAACAACUACUACGACAACCACGACUACAACAACAACGACCACAACCACUACAACCACGACAACCACAACAACCACCACCACGACAACUACUACCACAACCACUACCACAACGACAACGACCACCACAACCACUACCACAACUACAACAACUACAACAACAACUACUACUACGACAACCACGACUACGACAACAACGACAACAACCACUACCACGACAACAACGACAACAACCACUACCACGACUACGACAACAACGACCACAACAACGACCACAACAACAACGACCACAACAACUACUACGACAACCACGACUACUACAACAACCACUACGACUACAACGACAACCACAACAACUACGACCACAACAACGACAACAACGACUACCACGACUACAACAACUACAACAACAACGACAACAACCACUACCACGACUACGACAACAACGACCACAACAACAACGACCACAACAACCACAACAACCACAACAACCACCACCACGACAACUACUACCACAACCACAACAACAACAACUACUACUACCACGACAACAACGACCACGACGACAACAACGACGACAACCACAACAACCACUACCACCAAAAAAAAAAAAAAAAAAACAAACCACGACCACCACAACAACGACUACAACAACAACUACUACUACGACCACCACAACCACAACAACCACUACGACAACAACGACAACCACAACAACUACGACAACAACAACCACAACUACUACCACAACCACGACUACGACAACAACGACCACGACGACAACAACAACCACAACUACUACGACAACUACGACUACGACGACAACCACGACUACGACGACAACAACGACGACAACCACGACUACAACAACAACGACCACAACAACUACUACGACAACCACGACUACAACAACAACAACCACAACAACGACAACCACAACAACGACAACAACCACUACCACGACUACGACAACAACGACCACAACAACGACCACAACAACCACAACAACCACCACCACGACAACUACUACCACAACCACCACCACAACAACUACAACAACAACUACUACUACGACAACCACGACUACGACAACAACGACUACAACCACGACCACCACAACAACGACCACAACAACUACUACUACGACAACAACGACUACGACAACAACGACGACAACCACCACAACGACCACAACAACCACCACCACGACAACUACUACCACAACCACGACCACAACAACAACAACAACGACAACAACCACUACCACGACAACAACCACUACCACGACCACCACAACAACGACCACAACAACUACUACGACAACCACGACUACAACCACAACAACCACAACAACCACAACAACCACAACAACCACAACAACCACCACCACGACAACUACUACCACAACCACGACCACAACAACAACAACAACGACAACAACGACUACAACCACGACCACAACCACGACCACCACAACAACGACCACAACAACGACCACGACAACAACGACAACUACUACCACAACAACCACAACGACUACAACAACAACGACGACAACAACGACCAGCACAACGACGACCACAACAACGACCACGACAACAACGACGACCACUACCACAACAACCACUACGACUACAACGACUACAACAACGACAACAACGACUACGACAACAACGACAACCACGACCACAACAACUACUACGACAACCACGACUACAACGACUACAACGACAACUACAACUACUACGACAACCACGACUACGACAACAACCACUACAACGACGACCACAACAACGACGACAACCACCACCACGACUACCACGACAACAACCACUACAACAACCACUACAACGACGACCACAACAACGACGACGACGACCACAACUACUACGACAACCACGACUACGACUACAACUACAACUACUACGACAACCACAACUACGACAACAACGACAACUACUACGACGACAACGACUACAACGACUACAACGACUACAACGACUACAACGACUACAACGACUACAACGACUACAACGACUACCACAUCGACGACCACAACAACGACGACGACUACCACCACCACGACCACGACAACAACGACUACUACCACAACCACGACCACAACAACUACAACAACAACAACAACCACGACCACAACAACCACGACCACAACCACAACGACGACCACAACAACCACGACCACGACCACAACAACCACGACCACAACGACUACAACAACAACAACGACUACAUCAACAACAACGACAACCACAACGACGACAACCACUACGACAACAACUACAACGACGACCUCUACAACAACGACUACAACAACCACGACAACUACGGGUUGUUGCGUGUACGGUGGAAGAUGGACCGAAUGGAGCACCACUGGCACCACAGCUUGUUCGGAUAGCUGUGGUCUCUGUGGAAAUUGGACGGUUACGCGUACUUGCUCCUCUGCACCAUCCUGUCCAUGUCUUGGGGCGACGUCAAAGAUGAUUCCAUGCAACAACACUCUUUGCGAAUUUCCCCGUGCCACAUGUUGUUCUCCAUACUCGAAGACUCUUGUCAAUGGAUUGUGGGUGUGCGGAACCUACUCUGAUCCCGACCCACCACAGUCAACCCUCUGCGACUUGGGCUGUUGUCCAAAUGGAGGUAUUUGGAGUGAAUGGUCAGCUGGAGGAAAUUGUGCCACAACUUGCGGAUCUUGCUCGACAAUCACCCAGCGACGUGUCUGCUUGACUCGACCAAAAUGCGGCGUUUGCACUGGACAACAAUCUCGAGUUGUUACUUGCGGAAUCGCGACUUGCUUCUACCCACAAAACUCUUGCUGUUCUCCAUACCAUGCCACUGUCAUCAACUCGACGAACGCUUGCGGGCCACUGCCAGCUGUUUACAAUCCAGCACCAUCACCAAAUGUCUGCCCUCCACCUUGCUGCCCAACAAACGGAACCUGGUCGGAAUGGUCAACCACUCAGACUUGCCCCGAUUAUUGCGGAUCGUGCGGUAAUCUCACCUACACACGUACCUGUACUUCACUUCAAGACGGAUGCUUGUGCAACGGAGCUGACACCAAAGUUGAAGCCUGUAACAUCAAUGUUUGCUAUUUCCCGAGACUUUCUUGCUGUCCUGGAUAUUUUGCCACUGUCAUCAACAAUAUGAACGCGUGUGGACCACAGCCAACGCUUGCCAUCGAUCCACCACCAUUUGACGACUGUAACACCACUUGUUGUAACACCGGAGGAAUCUGGGGAGAAUGGGUAUUCACGACUGGAUGGGUGAAAGGAGGACCUGGCGCGAAUCUCACUUGCGGUAUGUGCGAACAGAGGACCCAAGUGCGCACGUGUCUCUCGAAUCAAUACGGAUGUCCUUGCACUGGCCCAUCAACGUACUUCCUCGGCCGCAAUGACACUCUCUGCCUCUUCCCCGAUCCAACUUGCUGCUCGCCUUACGUGAAGAAACUUAACAUCACCUCGAAGAAAUACACUUGUCAAUGGAACGGAACGGCUGUCGGAUCAAUCGCCACAACGACAUGCUGUCCACCAAACGGACUCGGACUCUGGAACGACUGGGGCUCAUGGGCAAGCUGCAGUGCAACAUGCGGUCUCUGCGGUACACAGGCAAGAUCGAGAACCUGUGCCUCUGCUCCAUAUGGAUGCCCUUGCGUUGGAAACGCCACUGAAACCCAGGCUUGCGGAAACCCGGCUUGUAAUGGAACGACUAAAUGCUGUGCUGGAAGUUAUCAAGCGAUAGCCUAUGACGGAACGUUAUUCUGUCAAACAACACCGUGGGCUCCUACCUGUGUUGGAGUGUGGACUGAGUGGUCGAUGACCCAGAACUGCACCACCAACCUUGUGCUCAACCCAGCGAACUGCGGAAUGUGCGCCACGAUGGAAUUCGCUCGCUACUGCAUGAACCCCGGAUGCAACUGCUCGAACAGCCCUGCCGACUUCCAAAAGACCACCCACUCUUUCGUGAUGAGUUCACCAGCUGCAUUCACACCUCAGGGAUUUUCCCAGGAACAACUUCUGCACAUUUGGGGUGCACGGAACAUGUCGAAAAUGAACCGGCGUUACGGUACGACGGGUGGCGAGAAGGGUGAAGAGACGGUAGGCGGAGCCUCGACUCCACCCCAACAACCACAACAACCAAUCAAGGGUGGAACUGGCACAAAGCCUAAGGUAGCUACACCACAAGUUGUCGCCAAAAUUGAACAAUACAAGCGAGAUAAUCCGACAAUUUUCGCUUGGGAGAUUCGAGAACGGCUGAUCAAUGAAGGUGUCUGCACGACACCGCCUUCAGUCUCCUCAAUCAAUCGAAUCCUGCGAACAAGAGCCGCUGAAAGAGCAGCCGAGGAGCUCUCAUUGAUUCUGAACACUCAACAAAUGGCUCGUCAACAGAGAUUUCCCCGUCCCACUCCACCAAUUCUCCCACCAUUUCCAUUUCCGCAUUUGUGGCCAGGUAUCUUGCUAAACCCAGCUGCUGUGACAGGAUCCUCCACUGGAAGUCCUCCAAUUCCCAAUCCAGCUCUCGCUCUCCAUCCAUUCAUCGCCGCUCUCACCGGACAUUUGAGCCAAUUUACAAGAAGCACGCCGAAUGGAAGCGCCUCACCGGCGGAUACGGUAGCAAUGAGUGACGAGGAUCAAUCGAUUCGACGUGGGAGUCGCAGCUCUUUUUCAUCAGAUCAACUCGAGAUUCUCGAAGCGGCUUUCGAGCGAGAUCCAUAUCCAGGAAGUGAAGAAAGAGUGGAGCUUGUCAAAAAGACUCAACUGCCAGAAGCAAGGAUUCAAGUUUGGUUCUCGAAUCGUCGCGCUAAAUGGAGACGGAGUCAAACGGAUGGAUUGAACGGUUCUCCGAGUGAGAGCAACGAUCCAAUGAACAGUGACAAUGAGAAGACACCGGAACCAACUACAGAAAUCGCUGAAGAACACCCUCCUCCAAAUGAAACGAAAAGAAAACUUGACAAUUCCUCUACCUCUCCCAAUUCUCAACCAUCAGUGAAACGUGUUUUUCGACCAUAUGAG